Molecule: messenger RNA, 1134 nt
Organism: Cladocopium goreaui
Lineage: Eukaryota; Dinophyceae; Suessiales; Symbiodiniaceae
Source: the annotation of a GenBank genome assembly
AUGGACUUCCAGCAGUUCAUGGACUUCAAGAAGUACACGAGUGGGGCACCCGAUGUGGCCGCCUUCAUGGGCGACUCAGGCAACACGCAAAGCUUCGAGAAAUACAUGAAUGACUACAAGCAGUACGUGGACUGGCAGCAGUUCAUGAACUACCAGAAGUACAUGUCUGGAGGAUCCAACGGAUCCAACGGAGCUCAGGGAGACUUUCAGUCCUCGGGAGCUGGCUCCUCAGAGGGGUCCUUGGAGGGGGUCAAAAGGCAUUGCCGUAUUUUCGGUUGGCAAGAAACCGAUCAUCUCGAUCCCAGGGCUGACAAGUCUGAGAAAUCCGAGAAAUCUCAGAAGUCCGCCAAAUCAAAGGACGAGGACCAAUCCGAAAAGAGCCAGGCUCAGGGCAACUUCCAGCAGUACAUCCCGGAUAUCUCGCAGUACAUUCCUGGUGGAAAUUCUGGAGGUUCGCAAUAUAUGGACUUCUCAAAGUACAUGGGAGGCAACUCUGGUGGAAGUGGUGCGAACUACAUGGACUUUUCCAAGUACAUGGGCGCCUCUCAAGGUGGUGAUUCCAAGUCGUCGGAUUCUGGAAAACCUUCAGCCAACAACUUUCAGCAGUACAUGAACUUCCAGCAGUACAUGGGCAAGUACAAUCGCCAGGACUGGAUGAAGUUCCAGCAACAGCAGGGGCAGCAGCAGUCCAUCCCUUACAGUGCGUCGGAUUGCAAGUCACUGGAUGAGUUGGAAGCAUGGCAUCAGCGCCAAUUGGACACGGUCGAUAGCUUCAUCCCCGAAGCCUUCCAAUCCAGCGUGCUGGGCCAGAUCAAUGACGAUUACGAGAAGAACAAGAUUCGUUUGGGCGGCAUGGCGGACGACAAAAGUUCCGAGGCAGAUGCAGCGACCCCCGCUGCGGCGAAAGCCGCGGCAGAGGCGAUGCCCAAGGGCGACGAUACAGCGGCGGCCGAUCCGGAGGUGGAGAAGGCUUUGGCCAAGGCCCGCACUGCGCUCCAAAAGUCCGAUCGGGUGGAGUCGCCCAAAGCGCUGAUGGAGACGGACUUCGGAAAGGACAUACGGAGCGCGGAGGAUUUUCGCAGAGUUUCGCCAUUCAAUGUCCACUUUCUGGUUCCGAAAGGACGUAGGAGGUAA